Messenger RNA from Lactuca saligna, 402 nucleotides. Lineage: Eukaryota; Viridiplantae; Streptophyta; Magnoliopsida; Asterales; Asteraceae. The record is from the annotation of a GenBank genome assembly.
AUGCCAUGGGAGAAUGGAAGAAUGCCAACAACAAACAAGAAUAUCCUUAGGUUGCUCCAUGAUUUUACUAAUCAGUUCCUUUUAGGAGGAUAUAAUGUGUUAAUGAAGUCAAUUCAUGAGGAUAUUGAGAAAGAACACCAUGCUAUUGAAAACAACGAUGUUGUUAUAUUCUUCCAGGUUGCUGAAUUUAUUAUGUCUUUCCAGAAUCUCAAGUUACUUGCUUCAAAGCCUGAUGCUGAAGUCAAUGUAUCUGAAACUUCUAAAGAUCAUGAUGCUGAAAGCACAUUGUUUGAAGCAAAUAUAUGCGGGUCAAUUUCUAAAACAAUGAAUGAGACAAUGUUUCUACUUGUUGUAUCAAAGUGGCGUUCUAUAUUUGAUGGUUUGAAGGAGACACAUGACUAG